GUCUUUCUAGGGAAACAGCGUGUAGGGAAAGGUGGGAAUCGGCCCGGGUAUUUUUCUCAGCGUAAAGAUUUGAGUUUUUCUCUGAGUGUAUUCUGUCGCAAUAAUCCAAUUGAGUGUGUGUGUGAUUUUUCUGGAAUUAUGUAUUGUGGUAAUCGUAGCUCAACCAUGUUCAAAGAUAAAAAAAAAACAUCACGGUACGAAGUAAACACUGAUUAUAUCUUAUAGAAUAUUAAAAAUCAAAAUGUGGUGCUACAUAUGAUUGAAUUGUUAAAAAGGCCGCUAUGUACGGUGGGAAAUAUAGAUAAGCCGAACAAAACCUUUAAUUAUGAUCAAUCAUCUGUGUCAAGAAUAUAUAAAGAACACCAAAAUGAAUGAUUUUGCUAUUGAUAUCAUACCAAAGGUACAGGUUGAAAUAAUGAAGCACGUAGUAGUUGUGUUCGCUUGCUUAUUAACCAUUACUCAGUCUCUGCCUUUUACGAUACUAUGUGAAGAUUCAGAGAAAGAACAUCAACGUAUUUGUUGGUUAGAUGCGGAGCAACUUAACGCUAGACAUACAGAAGAGUCUUCUUUUUCUUUUGAUUAUCCAAUGGAGCAGAAGCGAAAUUCUGAAAUAAGUAGUGCUUUGAACAUGUUGUAUGGUCGACCGAACAUAAAACGAAAUCCCGAACUUUCUAGCGCUUUAAUGAGUUAUAUGAGAAAUUCGGGCUACAGAAACUGAAAAGUUUUAUGUAAAAUGUCAAGUAUGCUGAAAAUAAAAGUAUUUUAA
Diorhabda sublineata is the source of this 766-nucleotide messenger RNA. RefSeq lists its product as uncharacterized. The transcript is spliced from 4 exons. Bases 326 to 718 code for a protein of 130 amino acids. NCBI's taxonomy places the organism in Eukaryota, Metazoa, Arthropoda, Insecta, Coleoptera, Chrysomelidae. The record is from RefSeq and is a predicted model, not a curated record.